AUGCACAUAUUAGACAGUUUUCAUCCUUUUACCGAGUUUCUACUUUCUCAAGGUGAUGCUAUCCUUUCGUAUCCUAUAAAUGGAGAUAUUUGGAAAAUGAAAGGUGUUUUCCAUGAAUUUUGCAAAGAUGAUACCUAUCACAUACCCACCACGUACUCCGAUUUCAUUAAUUACCUUCAACUAUUUCAGACACUUAGUGGCAGAUCAUUGCACUUUUCAAGGGACUUAUCUUUUGCAUUAAUUAACUCGAUGAGCCAACCAAAAUUGACUUGGAUCAACUAUGUCUCAGUGAGAAUUAUACAACAUCGAUUGAAAGGAGUACCACCACCGGUUGAAGAGAUUGUGAAGCGGAAGGAGGCGACAUCGUUGCUUGAAUUUAUAUCUCAAGAAGAAACUGCAUCCUCUAUAGAUCUUCAAAAAGUAACAAGAUUAACACCAAAGACCAUUGUUGCGUUCCUCCGUAAGGAUACGGCAAGGACAACGUUGGGAAGACAAAGAGCUAGGUUAACUACUUUGAAAGCACCAUUUCACCAAGUUUGCAAUGAUAGUAAACAUGCUUUAGUGUUGGCCAAUUCUGGACUAAACAAGAGAGAGUAUGCCCUGAGCUCAAAACAGUUGGCCCCUGAAUUUAUCGUUCAUCAAAGAAUACAUCAAGGUAGAAAUUUGUUGCCUAUUGAGGUAUACCAGUGUUCUUUGAACAAGAUUCAUUUCCUUCCUAUAUUAUACAGCCACACAGAUGUGAGUUUAGGGGAUUGUUCUUAUUUGGAUACAUGUCACAAGAUGAGGUCCUGUCGCUAUCUCCACUAUUAUACGUUGAACCCUACUAAAACAGACUCGGUGGAAAAGGCAGAGCAAAAGAAGUUGGAUUACACUCUUGGCCAGUGCUUUACCGAAUCCUUCCGUCCAAUCACGCCACCACAAUGGAUCAAUUGUGAUGUUCGAUACUUACCAUUCGGUAUAUUGGGUAAAUUUGCCGUGAUUAUCUCCGAUCCCGCAUGGGACAUUCACAUGUCCUUGCCUUAUGGAACAUGCAAGGAUGACGAAUUGUUGCAAUUGCCUAUGCGUGAACUUCAAGAUGAGGGAAUCAUCAUGCUUUGGGUCACUGGUCGGUCAAUAGAAAUUGGACGCAAAGCACUUUACAAAUGGGGUUAUCAAAUCAGCGAUGAAAUGAUUUGGAUCAAGUUGAAUCAAUUGAAAAGAACUAUUGUUACUGGAAGAACAGGUCAUUGGUUAAAUCACUCGAAAGAGCAUUUAUUGGUUGGGCUCAAGGGAAACCCACGGUGGCUAAACUUGCAAAUUGACACCGAUGUUGUAGUGAGCACUACUAGGGAAACCUCAAGGAAACCUGAUGAAUUCUAUGAUAUUAUUGAACGGUUGGUUGGAGCACAUGCAAGAAAAUUGGAAAUUUUUGGCCGAACCCACAAUACCAGACCAGGUUGGCUAACAAUCGGUAACCAACUACAAGGAGUCUCUUUACACGAGCCUGAAGUUAGAUACAACUAUGAGUUAUACAAAAGUCAAACCCUCAGUUGA
This is a messenger RNA of Lodderomyces parapsilosis, 1533 nucleotides long. Its product is annotated as mRNA (N6-adenosine)-methyltransferase. The transcript has a single exon. The record is from RefSeq and is a predicted model, not a curated record. Gene Ontology annotation, molecular function: mRNA m(6)A methyltransferase activity. NCBI's taxonomy places the organism in Eukaryota, Fungi, Ascomycota, Pichiomycetes, Serinales, Debaryomycetaceae. Bases 1 to 1533 code for a protein of 510 amino acids. Gene Ontology annotation, cellular component: RNA N6-methyladenosine methyltransferase complex; nucleus.